UUCAUAAAUUCAUGUGGCAACCAUAAUCUUAUCUCUCUCUCUAUAUAUCCCCACACUCGCCACUUUCCACCUUGUUUCUUCAAAACGAGUAGAGCCUUGAUUCUUUUUAUUUCCUUCUCUAUAUGCGUAUAUAUAUAUAUACGUGUUCUUGCAUUUUGGGUUCAUCAGGAGGACUAGCUAGCUACAAGAAUUUUUGAAGGAUUUACUAUCUUCAUCAAGAAAAGUUUUCAAGAGAAAAGUAUAAAGAUAUACAUAGACUUGUUUCUUGGUCGUUUCAGUUUUGCUUCAAGAUUCUUAAGUACAAGUUUUAUUAUGGAUUAUUCUUCUUCUUGGGUGGACACUUCUUUGGAUCUUAAUCUUAAUCCUCGACGUGUGAAGGAUGAUGUUCCUAUUCAAGAAAGGUUAGCCAUGGCUAACGACGUUCAGAGCAACUUUAUGGAGUUGGGAAGGAAUAUUUCUGUUAAAGAAGAGGUUAGUUAUACUGGAGCUUUGGUGGAGGAAUUGAACAGGGUGAGUGCAGAAAACAAGAAACUGACAGAAAUGCUUACUGUGAUGUGCGAAAACUAUAAUGCUUUGAAAAGCCAGUUGAUGGAUUAUGUGAGCAAGAAUCGCGAUAAGGAGCUUAGCCCUUCAAGGAAAAGAAAGUCUGAAAGCAGUAAUAAUGAUAAUACCAUUGCAAUGAAUGGGAAUUCAGAAAGCAGCUCAACUGAUGAAGAAUCUUGCAAGAAACCAAGAGAAGAAAUUGUCAAAGCAAAGAUUUCAAGAACUUAUGUUAAGACAGAAGCACCCGACACAAGCCUUAUUGUAAAGGAUGGAUAUCAAUGGAGGAAGUAUGGCCAAAAGGUCACCAGAGACAACCCUUCUCCAAGAGCUUACUUCAAAUGCUCUUUUGCUCCUAGCUGCCCUGUCAAAAAGAAGGUUCAAAGAAGCAUUGAAGACCAAACUAUUCUAGUAGCAACAUAUGAAGGAGAGCACAAUCAUCCACAUCCAUCACAAAUGGAGGCAACAUCAGGCGCAAGCCGAAGCCUGACUCUUGGCUCAGUACCCUGCUCAGCCUCCCUUGGAUCGUCCGGACCGACCAUUACUCUUGACCUGACCAAAUCCAAGUCCAGCAAUGACGCCAGAAGUUCAAAACCAAGAAUGGAAACUCCUGAAGUAAGGCAGUUCUUGGUAGAACAGAUGGCCUCUUCGUUGACAAAAGAUCCUAAUUUCACAGCAGCAUUAGCAGCAGCCAUCUCAGGAAAAAUGUUGCAGCAGAAUCACAAAGACAAGUGGUGAAGAUUUCUCAGUUUAGGCCAUUUUGAAAUUUGGAAUAUGUAGUUGUAAAUACAACAUCAGGAAAAGGGGAAACACAAUUUUCAUAAAUUUGCUUUGAAUUGCUAUUUAAGGAGGAAGUAUAUUGUCAUUGGAAAUGAUUGAUGAAAAAUUCAUCCCCAAUUUUGCAAGACGCAAUUGGGGUGGAGUUCAUGCCA
Messenger RNA from Ricinus communis (castor bean), 1472 nucleotides. RefSeq names its product probable WRKY transcription factor 40. Bases 313 to 1278 code for a protein of 321 amino acids. Lineage: Eukaryota; Viridiplantae; Streptophyta; Magnoliopsida; Malpighiales; Euphorbiaceae. Gene Ontology annotation, biological process: regulation of DNA-templated transcription. The transcript is spliced from 4 exons. The record is from RefSeq and is a predicted model, not a curated record. Gene Ontology annotation, molecular function: sequence-specific DNA binding; DNA-binding transcription factor activity.